Syzygium oleosum is the source of this 2742-nucleotide messenger RNA. RefSeq names its product histone-lysine N-methyltransferase family member SUVH9. Gene Ontology annotation, molecular function: protein binding; histone methyltransferase activity; zinc ion binding. The record is from RefSeq and is a predicted model, not a curated record. Lineage: Eukaryota; Viridiplantae; Streptophyta; Magnoliopsida; Myrtales; Myrtaceae. The transcript is spliced from 2 exons. Gene Ontology annotation, cellular component: nucleus. The coding region runs from base 210 to 2252 and encodes 680 amino acids.
UUCGGAAUCCGCCAUUGAUCUAGCUCCAAGCCUCCCUUUGUCUCUCUCUCUCUCUCUCUCUCUAUCUCUCCUUCCGUAACAGACAAACGAAAUCUCUCCUGACUGAAUCAAAAACUCUACCCAUCCUAGAUUGUAUUGUACCUGAGGAACACACCUCACUCCCACCAUUCCUCUGUCUCUGUCUCUCUGUCUCUGUCUCUCUCCUCGAAAUGGGUUCUCUGGUUCCGUUCCAAGACCUCAACCUGCUGCCGGACCCGCCCAUGUCCGCCACCGUCACUCCCAAGAUCGAGCCAAAGCUCGAGCCUUUCGACGAACCCGCUCGGACCCAUGUCGCCAGCCGCCGCCACCACCACCCCCCGCAGCAGCGGCCCCAGCCGCUGCAGGCCCCGGGGCUUCCCGAUCCCGCCGCCCCCCCUCCUGAAUUCCUGCUCAGUUCCCCGAGCACCCAGCUGACCCCCUCCCCGGACGGCGGCGGCGACCAUCUCUUCUCCGAGUUCCAUCGCGUCUCCGCGCUCUUCCGCAGCGCGUUCGCCAGGAGGUGCCGCCGCGGCGGGGGCGGCGGCGGCGGGGGGGACGUGGACGUGUUGGAUCCCAAGACGCGGGCCAUCGUCCCGGUGAAGAACGAGGAGGCGCAGCUCGCGCCCUUCGAGGCCUCGCCGAGCGGCGGUGGCGGCCGGCGCCACCAGCUGCAGCCGCGGUCGUCGGAGCUCGUGAGGGUCGCCAAUCUCGGCGACGACGACAAGAGGUACUUUCGCGAGGAGGUGCGCACCGCCCGCCUGAUUUACGAUAGCCUGCGUGUUUUUUAUAUGUCGCAUGAGGAGGGUCUUGAUGGUAGGAUGAGGAGGGGUGAUUUGGCGGCUGCUUCCAUGAUGAGAGGUUGUGGGUUGUGGGUGAAUCGUGAUAAGAGAAUCGUGGGACCUUUACCCGGCGUAGAGAUAGGCGAUGUCUUCUUUUAUAGGAUGGAGUUGUGUGUUGUUGGUUUGCAUGGUCAGCCGCAAGCCGGCAUUGAUUAUUUGACUGCUAGCCAGAGCUCAAAUGGCGAGCCGAUUGCGACCAGUGUCAUUGUGUCUGGAGGGUAUGAGGAUGAUGAGGAUGCGGGGGAUGUGAUUAUAUAUACCGGUCAUGGUGGGCAGGAUAAGCUCAAUAAGCAGUGUAACCACCAGAAGUUGGAGGGUGGUAAUUUGGCUAUGGAAAGGAGCAUGCACUAUGGAAUUGAAGUUCGGGUUAUAAGGGGGAUAAGAUACGGGGGUGGUGCGACACCCAAGAUAUAUGUGUAUGAUGGGUUGUAUAGGAUUCUUGAGUGUUGGUUUGAUGUUGGGAGGUCUGGUUUCGGGGUAUACAAGUAUAAGUUGGUGAGACUUGAAGGGCAACCGGAAAUGGGUAGUGCUAUCAUGAGGUUUGCUCAGACCCUUAGGACAAGGCCGCUGACGGUUAGGCCAAGGGGGUAUCUCAGUCUUGACAUGUCGGCGAGGAAGGAAUGCAUGCCUGUUUUUCUGUUUAAUGACAUUGAUUCUGAUAGCACUCCCCUGCAUUAUGAGUACUUAGCCAGGACUGCGUUUCCUCCGUAUUUGAUGCUUCAAAAUGCCAACGGCAGCGGGUGUGAAUGUGUUCUGAGUUGUGGAAGCAAUUGCUCUUGUGCUUCGAGAAAUGGGGGUGAGUUUGCCUAUGAUCACAAUGGGUUACUUAUGAGGGGAAAGCCAAUAAUUUUUGAAUGUGGGCCAUUUUGUAAGUGUCCUCCGACUUGCCGUAAUCGUGUGACACAGAAAGGUUUAAGUAGUAAGUUGGAGAUUUUUAGAUCAAAGGAGACCAAUUGGGGUGUUAGGACCUUAGAGUUGAUACAAGCUGGUGCUUUUAUCUGUGAAUAUGCAGGAGUUGUACUCACGAGAGACCAAGCCCAGAUUUUCAGCAUGAGUGGCGAUCCAUUGGUCUACCCGGGCAGGUUUACUGCUAAAUGGACCAAGUGGGGAGAUUUAUCCAAAGUGUUUCCGGAUUAUGCACGCCCUGCCUAUCCAUCAAUUGCUCCUUUGGAUUUUGCAAUGGAUGUCUCAAAAAUGAGGAAUGUUGCUUGUUAUAUUAGCCACAGCUCAACUUCUAAUGUAAUGGUGCAGUAUGUAUUGUAUGAUCAUAAUAAUGUUUCGUUUCCUCACAUAAUGUUGUUUGCAAUGGAGAAUAUUCCUCCUUUGAGGGAGCUCAGCCUUGACUAUGGUGCUGCGGAUGAAUGGACUGGGAAGCCUCCUCUUCUCUGUAACUGAACUGUCUUGGAAAGUUGGAGGAUGGUGUCCAUAUCCUAUAACUAAAUUGGAGAAGUGACGCAUUUCGAAAGUGAUGCAGUGCAGCAUUACAAGGGCUGAGAUUUUGGUUGGAUCUUUUGCGGGCAUGUGUCUGCGGAUGCCGCUUCCCAGUUCUGUCCCCAUUUUUUAUAUGCGAGCUGAUGCUGCCGGUGAACAUAUUAGAAACAACAAAACUGGCGGUCCAUCAAAUUUUUGGACGUGAUAACCUUGUAGGAGAAAUUUUUGCCUAGGACUAGAACUCAUGCAGAUCAGCUGCCGGCCGAAGUACUGAUAGCUGUUUUUGCUGACAGUCUACCUUUUUUGUACUUGUAGGAUAAGGCCGCUUCACACGCUGGUCGGAAUUGUCGAAUACUGACAUCGGUUGUACACAUAAACCCAUAAAUCCCAAAAUCUGUUUUACGGUUAACUUGUAUAUAAAGUUUGCAUUGCACCAUGGCUGUGCAGUUAACAU